AUGAGUGCUGGUGCUCUUUCUUCGAAUCCAGUUUUUCAUGCACGCACUAAGCACAUUGAAAUAGAUGUGCAUUAUGUCCGGGAGCUAGCUGCAAAGAAAAAGCUGUGUGUUCAAUAUGUUGGUACAGAAUAUCAAGUUGCAUAUAUUCUGACCAAGGCAUUUCCAAGUUCUAGGUUUCAAACUCUCCGAGCCAAGUUAAAGGUCACUGCUGCAGUUGAUACUGAAUUAGAUAACAAUGGNGAGGAACAACUAAAUCAAAUUUUUGAAGCUCAACCUAACCUUGCGGUUGAUAAUGAUUAUGAUCUCUACACUAUUGCUCUUUUAUUUCGAGUUUUUAGACAAUAUGGUUUCAAGAUUUCUUGCUCCGUGUUCAACAAGUUGAAAAAUAGUGAUGGUAUGUUCAAGGAAAGUUUAACCAACGAUGUAAGAGGCAUGCUGAGUUUAUAUGAAGCGAUACAUUUGAGACUACAUGGGGAAGAAAUUCUUGAAGAGGCCCUUGACUUCACAACCUCUCAUCUCAAGUCCUUGGCCGAAAAAUCAAGUCCUCAUUUAGCAAAACAUAUAAUGAAUGCCCUUGAUUUGCCCUUGCACCAAGGUAUUCCAAGAUUGGAAGCACGCCAGUACAUCUCUUUCUAUGAAGAAGACCAUGAAUUUAGAAAUGAAACUCUACUCAUGUUUGCAAAGUUAGAUUUCAAUAGGGUACAAUUGCUACACAAACAAGAGAUGAAAAAUCUUACAAGAUGGUGGAAGGAUUGUGACUUGGCAUCAAAGUAUCCUUACUCAAGAGACAGAAUUGUGGAGAUCUACUUUUGGUCGAUAGCAGAUUAUUUUGAGCCUUGUUUCUCGAUGGCCCGUCUAUUACAUACUAAAAUUAUAAUGAUUCUUGCAGUUAUAGAUGAUACAUAUGACGCAUAUGGUACAGUUGAAGAGCUCCAAAGUUUCACAGAUGCCCUAGAAAGGUGGGAUUCUAGUGCGCUAGUUGAUUUGCCAGAAUAUAUGCAAGCUCUUUAUAGCGCUAUCUUGAAUCUUUACGAUGAAUUGGACGAAGAAAUGAGCGAAGAAGGAAGAUCUUAUAGUGUCUCAUUUACAAAGGAUAAACUGAAGGAGCUUGCCAGGGCCUAUCUGCUCGAGGCCCAGUGGUUCCAUGAAGGAUUCGUCCCAUCAUUCGAAGAACGUAUGGAAAAUGCAUUGGUCACUGGUACUUGUUUUUACGGCAUAGCAGCAUUAUUUGUGGGUAUGGGAGAAAUUGCAGGGAUUAACGAAUUUGAAUGGCUGCAAAACUUUCCGGAAAUCGUUAGAGCUGCAUAUACUAUUGGCCGUCUCAGGGGGGACAUGGUAUCCCAGAAGUUUGAGCAAGAGAGAGGACAUGUUGUCUCUACUAUGGAAUGCUACAUGAAGCAAUAUGGAGCCUCGAGAGAAGAAGCAAUUAAGGAGUUUAACACAAUGAUUUCAAAUGCAUGGAAGGAUAUAAACGAAGAAUGCAUGAAGCCAACAGUUGUCUCCGUGGAAAUUUUACGUAGAGUAGUGAAUAUUGCACGCUUGGUGAAUGUCUUCUACAAGAACAAAGAUGGGAUCUCAUUUCCAGAGUGUUUGAAAGAUUACAUAACCAAACUCUUCAUUGAACCAAUCCCUAUCUAA
Pistacia vera is the source of this 1638-nucleotide messenger RNA. RefSeq names its product probable terpene synthase 6. Bases 1 to 1638 code for a protein of 545 amino acids. The transcript has 7 exons. Gene Ontology annotation, biological process: diterpenoid biosynthetic process. Gene Ontology annotation, molecular function: magnesium ion binding; terpene synthase activity. The record is from RefSeq and is a predicted model, not a curated record. Lineage: Eukaryota; Viridiplantae; Streptophyta; Magnoliopsida; Sapindales; Anacardiaceae.